AUGUAUUUCGAUGACAUUUAUUUUUCUCCUAUUUUUUCUUCCCUCUAUUUUUUUCUUUCACUCUUUCGAAAUUUUUUAAUGUUUCCUUAUUUAUUUAUCUAUUUAUUUAUUUUAAAAUUCUCUCUUUCGUUCUCUGCGUUCUUCUUCUUCUUUUUUUGUUAUAUCGAUUCUUUCUUUCAUUUUUUAUAUACGUCACAUUUUUCAUGUUUCUUUCUUUUUUUUCCUUUUAUUUUUUCAUUUAUUCUUUUUCCUUUUUCUUUCUGUGCUCGUUUUCACGUUUUUCUUUUUGUUUUAUUCAUUUUUACCGUUUUCUUUAUUCUUCCUACUAUCUCGCUAAAAUCUCGCGAAAAUGUCGCUUUUAAAUGUAUCGCUGUCAUGUUUGUUUGUUUUUGUUUUUUUUGCCGCCUUUUUCUUUUCAUUCUUUCUUUCUUUCUUUCUUUCUUUCUUUCUUUUAUUGAUUCUUUUGCUCAGUUUUAUUUUUGUCAUUUUCUUUGUCGGCCUUCUUUCUUUUUUUUUCCUUUAACAUUGUUUCUUUCUCGCAUACGUCAUCAUCAUCUUCCUUGA
This is a messenger RNA of Acanthosepion pharaonis, 564 nucleotides long. Lineage: Eukaryota; Metazoa; Mollusca; Cephalopoda; Sepiida; Sepiidae. The record is from the annotation of a GenBank genome assembly.